UUCCACAGGUCCCUAGCAAUUGGAACCAAAGCUGGUUACAAGCUGUUUUCUUUGAGUUCUGUGGAGCAACUGGACCAAGUCCAUGGAAAUAACGAAAUCCCCAACGUCUACAUCGUGGAGCGCCUCUUCUCCAGCAGCCUGGUGGUGGUGGUGAGUCACACAAAGCCACGGCAAAUGAACGUGUAUCACUUCAAGAAAGGCACAGAGAUCUGCAACUACAGCUACUCCAGCAACAUCUUGUCCAUAAAGCUGAACCGGCAGAGGUUACUGGUUUGCCUGGAAGAGUCCAUCUAUAUCCACAACAUUAAGGAUAUGAAGCUGUUGAAAACCCUCCUGGAUAUUCCUGCAAACCCAACAGGUCUGUGUGCCCUCUCUAUCAACCAUUCCAAUUCUUACCUGGCCUAUCCUGGAAGCCUGACUACAGGCGAGAUUGUGCUUUACGAUGGAAACUCUCUGAAAACAGUAUGCACCAUCGCUGCCCACGAGGGGACACUGGCUGCCAUCACCUUCAACUCCUCGGGCUCCAAACUAGCAAGCGCAUCUGCGAAAGGCACAGUCAUCCGGGUGUUCUCUGUACCUGAUGGGCAAAAGCUCUAUGAAUUUCGCAGAGGAAUGAAAAGGUAUGUGACAAUUAGCUCCCUGGUUUUCAGUAUGGACUCACAGUUCCUGUGUGCCUCCAGCAACACGGAGACUGUGCACAUCUUCAAGCUGGAGAACCUCACCAACAGUCGCCCAGAAGAGCCUUCCACCUGGAGUGGCUACAUGGGAAAGAUGUUCAUGGCUGCCACUAACUACCUCCCCGCCCAGGUGUCGGACAUGAUGAACCAGGACAGGGCUUUUGCCACCGGACGCUUGAACUUCUCUGGGCAGAAGAACAUCUGCACCCUCUCCACGAUCCAGAAAUUGCCAAGGCUGCUAGUUGCAUCCUCCAAUGGACACCUUUACAUCUACAAUUUGGAUCCUCAGGAUGGAGGAGAGUGCGUCCUAAUCAAGACCCACAGUUUGCUUGGCUCAGGAACGACCAAAGAGAACAAAGAAAAUGACCUCAGACCUUCUUUACCUCAGUCUUACGCAGCGACCGUAGCCAGACCGAGCACAUCUGCAGCCUCCACUGUGCCAGGUUACUCCGAGGAUGGCGGGGCGCUCCGAGGUGAAGUUAUUCCAGAACACGAGUUUGCAACAGGCCCAGUGUGUCUUGAUGACGAGAAUGAGUUCCCCCCUAUAAUCUUGUGCCGUGGAAGUCAGAAGGGCAAAACGAAGCAGUCCUGACGAGAAGCGCUCCUCAGAAAUCAGAACACUCCCUGUCAGGUGGUUUUGGAGAAAACCAGGAAGGUGGAAGAAUGGAGUACAAGUGUGUGAACAGAAAAGGGCGGGCAGGAAUCUGGGUGCUGUGCUUCCUCAGCCCCGGAACACGGCGGGCUCCUCACUGAGACCCUGGUCCUGGCUGCCCUGGGCACUGGGGACACUGUAUCUACAUCAUGCUAUUUAAAAUACUUCAAACCACCGUGUAAAUGCUAACUAACCAUAUUGGUAUAUAGCUGGAAUUUUAUAUUAAAAAGGGCAUCCUUUUUAAAUGCAUGCUGUGUAAAAAAAAUGUACUUAUAGAAAAAAAACUCUUUGAAUUGUAUUUCUUGUAUGUUACAUUCAUAUAGAGACAUUAUUUUAGCCAGGC
Fukomys damarensis (Damara mole-rat) is the source of this 1672-nucleotide messenger RNA. It is a transcript of the gene Wipi1, whose product is annotated as WD repeat domain, phosphoinositide interacting 1. Lineage: Eukaryota; Metazoa; Chordata; Mammalia; Rodentia; Bathyergidae. Gene Ontology annotation, molecular function: phosphatidylinositol-3,5-bisphosphate binding; phosphatidylinositol-3-phosphate binding; protein binding. The record is from RefSeq and is a predicted model, not a curated record. Gene Ontology annotation, biological process: protein lipidation; nucleophagy; protein localization to phagophore assembly site. The transcript is spliced from 12 exons. Gene Ontology annotation, cellular component: cytosol; phagophore assembly site membrane; extrinsic component of membrane. The coding region runs from base 175 to 1269 and encodes 364 amino acids.